AUGUCUGCAACGGGACAUCCCCAUCUCCGUGGCAACCACUGCCGGGAAGGCGCAAGCGCCAGGAGAGGGGCGUGGCUACAGGAACGUGUCCGGGUCGUCAGCGAUGACGUUAUUGCGCAGGCGCGGAGAGCUUGUCCGCGGGAAGUCAUAGGGAUGAAGGGUCGCUUUCCAGUGCGGCGGACGCUUGAGUUCCUGCGGAGUGGAUCAGUGUCUUUGAAGGAUUCGGUGAAGAUCCUGACGGUGAAUUACAACACGCAUGGGGAGAGGAGCGACGGAGCAAGAAAGUUUGUUUUCUUCAACAUACCUCAGAUCCAGUACCAGAAUCCUUGGGUUCAAAUUGUUAUGUUCAAGAACCUGACACCAUCACCUUUUCUAAAGUUUUAUUUGGAUGAUGGUGAACAGGUUUUGGUUGAUGUUGAAGGAAAGAACCAUAAAGAAAUUGUUGAACAUGUGAAGACCAUCCUGGGAAAGAGCCGAGAAUUGCUGGAAGCUGAAGAGCAAGCACGAAAGGAGCAUUCACACCCUGCGCACUUUGGGCCUAAGAAGUACUGUCUGCGGGAAUGCAUGUGUGAGGUCGAAGGGCAGGUUCCUUGCCCAGGUCUGGUGCCUUUACCUAAGGAACUGACUGGGAAGUAUCGGGCUACCUUGUCAGCAGGCACUGCUGUGUAAACAAUGCUUUCAUGCCAGAAUGAAUAUGCUUAAUUUCAGAAGUCAGGAAUGACUUGGUUUCAUCAGCAAAAUCAGAAUUGAUGUGAAUUUGUAGGUCAUGCAGAACCUGAUUUUGUUUUACUGAACUCAAAACAACGAGAAUGUAAGGGAAUGUUCAUGUUGUUUAAAAAGACAUCCAGAAGACAUGUUAUCUGUUGUCAAGAUUAUUUACCUGCAGAUGAAUGAUGCAGAAUUAUUCAGGUUGGUGAAUUAAGUGAGAGUGAAGGAAGAAUUAACUUUAAUUGUUGCAUAUGCCAGUGAUCUGUAAAAGCCUCACUGUUAUGGUAGAAUAAUUAACUCAAAAAGCUAGCCUAAUGAUGUACUGUUUUAAAAACUCAUCCAGUUCGUUAAUCCUUCGUCGUUCUAAAGAGAAAAGCCCUAGCACUCUCAACCUUUCCUCGUAAGACCUUCCCUCCAUUCCAGGCAACAUCCUGGUAAAUCUCCUCUGCACCUUUUCCAACGCUUCCGCAUCUUUCCUGUAAUGAGGCGACCAGAACUGGACACAAUAUUCCAGAUGUGGCCGAAUCAGGCUUUUGUAUAGCUGGAGCAUAGCUUCAUGGCGCUUAAACUCAAUCCUUCUAUUAAUGAAAGCUGACACACCAUAUGCCUUCCUAACAACUCUAUCCACCUGGGUGGCAGCUUUCAGGGAACUGUGAACAUGAACCCCAAGAUCCCUCUGCUCCUCCACACUGCCAAGAAUCUUUCCGGUAACCCUUUCUGCUUUCAAGUUUGUCCUUCCAAAAUGAAUCACCUCACACUUUUCAGCGGUAAACUGAACAGUGAAGUAGAAGUUGCAUUUUUCCAAAACUUCCUACAAGGAAUCUGAAGAGAUUUUUUAAAAAUAAAUAAAAUGACUACAACUUGUCAA
This is a messenger RNA of Rhincodon typus (whale shark), 1576 nucleotides long. RefSeq names its product mitochondrial ribosomal protein S25 (gene mrps25). Bases 1 to 669 code for a protein of 222 amino acids. The record is from RefSeq and is a predicted model, not a curated record. NCBI's taxonomy places the organism in Eukaryota, Metazoa, Chordata, Chondrichthyes, Orectolobiformes, Rhincodontidae. Gene Ontology annotation, cellular component: mitochondrion. The transcript has 5 exons. Gene Ontology annotation, molecular function: structural constituent of ribosome.